AUGGCGUCUCCAAGUUUCAUUUACCCUAACCUUAUGCUCAAUCCUGUCUCCUUGGUUGAUCCUUUUCCUUCCCAGUGGCGCAUUACGGCCAAAGUCAACGAGUACGCUUAUGAAAUGGAAGAGAAUGAAUUAGAAUAUGGAUUCCGUGUUCCGUGUUUUCGGGCAAAGUUUCACUGUGAAGAGGUUGGCAAUCCGGGCCACCAAGCGUAUAUGGUACUUUAUAUGCAAAUCCCUUUUACAGGGACCGAAUAUACAUCACCAGACAUGCGGACUCAGCAAGCCUCAUCUGACCUCCCUGACGUUGCACUUGAGGAGUUUAAAUGCUAUCAAACGCUAAAGGAUAUACACUGUGAGCAUACACCUACACUAAUCGGCUCCAGUAAAGAAGCCCAAGGUCCGGAUGGCUGGGUCCCCGGUGGCUAUCUGUUUUAUUUCGCGUUCACCAAAGUUCCAGGGGUUCGGUUGAAGUCAGGAGUUAUUGGCAAAGGGCUUUUUUACACGCUACCAUUACCUCAGCGAGAUCAAAUCCGUGAGGCCUUCAAGGUUGCAUACACAACCGGCGUCCGCCCCCAAUGGGUUGCGCAGGACAGUCUCUUCUGGGACGAUACUACAGGAAAAGUGUUAGUCCACGAUCCACUUCGUAUUAUCUUUGCAUUCGUCUCAUAUUUCUAUGUGCAGCUAACAACCAGUCCGGGGGAAUGGGAGCCACGCUUGUGGAAACACUGGUUUUUGGAUGAAGGCCGUAUAACUGGUGGAAAGACCAUGAAUCAAUAA
Messenger RNA from Aspergillus oryzae RIB40, 774 nucleotides. RefSeq lists its product as uncharacterized. NCBI's taxonomy places the organism in Eukaryota, Fungi, Ascomycota, Eurotiomycetes, Eurotiales, Aspergillaceae. The transcript has 3 exons. The coding region runs from base 1 to 774 and encodes 257 amino acids. The record is from RefSeq and is a predicted model, not a curated record.